Messenger RNA from Sitodiplosis mosellana (orange wheat blossom midge), 1259 nucleotides. Its product is annotated as methionyl-tRNA formyltransferase, mitochondrial. The coding region runs from base 131 to 1186 and encodes 351 amino acids. Gene Ontology annotation, molecular function: methionyl-tRNA formyltransferase activity. The transcript is spliced from 4 exons. Gene Ontology annotation, cellular component: mitochondrion. The record is from RefSeq and is a predicted model, not a curated record. NCBI's taxonomy places the organism in Eukaryota, Metazoa, Arthropoda, Insecta, Diptera, Cecidomyiidae. Gene Ontology annotation, biological process: conversion of methionyl-tRNA to N-formyl-methionyl-tRNA; biosynthetic process.
CGCCGCGCAUUGAUUCUAAUUCGAAAUGUCUAUUGGCAUGUAGACUGCAGUACCACACAGUGUUGUGACAGCUGUAUAUUUCAAAUGCGGUCAACCUAACCUCAAUCAAAAUCCUUACAAAACAUUCGCUAUGCAGAGUUGUACAUUAUUAUUUAAAUACAAAAGAAAAUUUAAAAUUUUACUUGGCCAUGAUCUCCUAGUCCGUUUUAAGUCGUGUAGUAGUAUAUCAGACAAUUUUAAAUUAAAUGUACUGUUCUUUGGCACCGAUCAAUUUUCACUCCGUAGUCUCAUUCUAUUGGAUAAUUCAGCAAAAUGUAAGAAAUCGAAAAUCAAUCGACUUGAUGUGGUCACAUCGUUCAGGGGUAAAGAUAAUCCAGUGAAACAGUAUGCCGAAAAAAAUGGAAUUGAUUGCUGUGAUUGGCUUACAUUGAAAUCAAAUAGCGCGAAAAUCAAAUACGAUUUAGGUGUUGUGGUGUCAUUUGGCCAUUUGAUACCGGAAAAUAUAAUCAACAUGUUUCCGCAUGGAAUGAUAAAUGUACAUGCUAGUCUAUUGCCACGAUGGAGAGGUGCAUCGCCGAUUAUUUACGCAAUUUUAAAUGAAGAUGCGAUAACUGGAGUGUCCAUAAUGAAAAUUCAUCCAUAUAAAUUUGAUGUUGGCGAGAUUUUGGCGCAGAAAGAGGUGGAAAUCCAGAAAAAUGUAUUAAUGCCGAAUUUACACGAAACACUGGCAAAUGAAGGUGCUCAACUUCUACUGGAUUGCAUCGAACACGCUCCAGAUAGCUUUCAGAAAGUGAGGGAGCAAAACAACAGUGGUGCUACUUACGCUCCAAAAGUGCCCGAAUCAAUGGCCCAAAUUAAUUGGCAAGUGAUGACAGCAAGAUAUGUGUGUAAUUUGUACAGAGCAUUGUACUCAUUCAAAUGGCUAACCACAUACUGGCACAAGCGACGUGUGAAAAUCAGAGAGCUUGACCUGUCUAGUGAUACCACAGAGGAGGCAAAUCCAGUCAAACGGCCGGGUUGUGUAGAAUAUGAUAAAGCCAAUAAAUGCCUGCGUGUGUACUGUAGUGAUGGCCAUUUCAUUCGGAUAAAGCAAUUGGUCCUUGAAGGAAAAUCUGUGAUGUCGGCUGCCGAUUUUAACAACGGUUUUCUCAAAAAAGUCGAUCCAACACAACGCAUUUUCACGUAGCAAAUUGUAAAUUGUAUUGUUUAAAUAAAGAAAUGUCAGAGAAUUUUUUUUCUGAUUAAAAACUUCGAUUUUA